Mesorhabditis belari is the source of this 3921-nucleotide messenger RNA. NCBI's taxonomy places the organism in Eukaryota, Metazoa, Nematoda, Chromadorea, Rhabditida, Rhabditidae. The record is from the annotation of a GenBank genome assembly.
AUGAUUGAGAGGAUGAGAGAACUUGGCCCGACUCUCGUCUUGUUUUUGGAAAUGACCGCCGACAAUGACAGUCUUCUCGACGCGGUUUUCAGCGCGGUCACUCUGCCGCCUGUCACCACUGCAAAGCCGUCCAACGAUCACACCGAGUACCACUCGAGCACGCAAAAGCACAUCGAUAGUCAUCAGGUGCACUCGAUCACAACGCAUCACGAAACAUCGAAUGAAACUCAUUUCCAUUCAUCGUCCAUCUCUUCACACGACGUGAAAUCAGUGAACGAAAAGCUGGCUCAAUUGGCCACUCACGACGAUCAACACUCGUUGAAAAGGGACUCACUCGUUUCCACGCAAUCGUCGCUUGCGCCUCGCUCGGCGCGGGUUCAUUCCACCGCCUCGUCGAACGCUACGUCGAACACUUCUGAAGACACGCUGCACAAGAUCGAUUCGGCCUUGGCUGAGAGACACUCGCUUACAAUGGGCGGAAAUGAGUCAAAGCCGGCCUCUUCUUUCCAUUCAAAGGAUCACUCUCGAACCGCGUCGAUCGUCUCUAAUCAAUCUCAGAAAUCCCAGCACUCAAUCAAUUCACAAAAAUCGACUCAAUCGUAUCACACUGUUGCUUCUGAUGAGUCUGAUUCGACGAUCACUGGAGGAAAUGACGGAGAAUAUCAGAAUGUGCCACAUGUUCGCGCUUUUGCUCCACAAGCACCACAUCAUGAUGAGUUGCCCAUUCUUCAGUACGCAGAAGAAAAUCACUAUGAUCUUGUGCCUGAGAUUACUCCACAAGCACCACAUCAUGACGAGUUGCCCAUUCUUCAGCACGAAGAGGAAAAUCACUAUGAUCUUGUGCCCGAGAUUACGGAAGAGAUCGUUUUGGAGGAUAGUCAUGGGAGGAUCUUGGCGAGAGAGGAGGAAUUCCCGGACUACGCACCCCCACCGCCACCCAUUCAACAGCAACAACCACUCCGCUCACCGAUUCCAACCGAUCUUCUCUCCGAUCUGCGAAACAGUCGACUUUAUCAACAGAAUAUGCCGGACGACGAGACGAACACGACGAUCUCGGAUGUGCGCGUCGAGUCGAUUCUCGGAGGGCACACGAAUGGCCACAAAGCCGAGGAGUCUGAUGACGAGGAAUCGACAAUUGUUGUGCUUCGAUCGAUCGUUAAACGCGAUUUCGACUCGACUGAUGUGAUUGCUGUCGAGAAUUCGGCUAUCAAGCGCACAGCCAGCCAAGUGAAACCACUCGAUCCACAUUUGAAGACCGAAUUGCAGCAAGCCAUGCAGACGAGGGCAAUUGAGGACGAUAGCUCCUCUUCAACUCUGUCAAACGAAGAAGUGACUACUCACAAAGACUCGGCUCCAACCGGCGCUUUCCUUCAUCGAAACAGCGAUCAUUCGACGGAGGUUCAGGUUGGGAAUACAAUUCAACACGAGGAGCACGGCCAUAAAGAGUCCCUCGUUCGUCACAGUGAUCACGAGGCUGAACUCCAUGCUACAGUUGAACCUUCUCACCUCUUGCAUUUGGAGAAAAGCGACCCGGUGACGGAGUUCCACGCAACGACUGAACCGGAUCACUGGGAACCGCACCGCUUCUCGCAGUCGACCCAAGAGUCGCACGGCUUUGAGCACGCCGUUUAUCAUGGGCACUCAGCCGAACACUCGGAUGAUGAAGCGACUCUGACUUCACAAGACGCGAUCCCAGCUGUGAAAUCAUCGGAAUACCAUCUUCAUCAAGAGCCACCACUUGUCACCUCGUUGAGAAACGAUCAUCCAGAUGAUUAUCCAACAUAUUUGCAUGGAUCGAGUAUCUCAUCAAAAGCCUCAUCAAAAGCCUCAUCAAUGUCAUCUCAUGAUGGAUAUCGUCCAACUGGAGCCUAUCUUCAUCGUGGAAGUGAUGGGAGUGCGCAGAUCGGGAUCGGACAAGCAGCAUUGCCCAGAAACGCGCCGCACUUGGACUCGAUCCCAGCCGGUGGAUACGCUUAUCGACGGGACACUCUCACGUCGCACGCUUCAAAUGGCGACUCUGAGCACAGCACUGCCACUUAUGCUAGCGUACCAGUGAACAGUGCUCAACCUGUUUCUGCUCCUCCACCACCCCAAUAUCAACCCGUUCCACAGAUGACUGGCAUCCCAAGACCAAGAGCUAUUUCAAAGGACAACUAUUCGACGGUAAGCUCGAUAAAAUUGAUUCCGAAUCUCUACGAUCAACCAAAAGUCACCGAAAAGCUUCGGCCAGUCAGAGCACAAGAUGUGCUAAAGACAUUGGAAAAGGAAAAACCCAGCGAACUUCACUACGAGGAGCCGGUCUAUGAUGAGGUUUACGAUGAUCAUCGAUCGCACCACGAUUCAAUCCAUUCACAUCACGCACAUCAUAAUGUCCCAUCACAACAACACUACAACGCCUAUGAGCAACAGCCAAUUGUUGCCGGUGGAAAUGUGACUGUUGAAAAGCAAAUCCACGGCUCUCAUCACUCGAUCAACUCGGACGGUUUCGUGCACGUAAAGAAGCCGAUUCGCCAAUCGCGUCACGAACAUUACCUUCCAAUGGGUGAUCAUUUCGUUCUGCAAGAAGGCGUAAACACGCUUCGCGGACGAUGGGAACGAGGGACUUUCCGCAAUCACGAGGAAACGGAUAGUGAGCGCAACUACGCUUUUCACGGCCUCGCACAAGCCAUUGGCUCGUCGGCUACAUCAACUGUUUCAUCGCAAUCAAAGAGCCGCUCGGCAACGGCCGUUUCAGCCGUUUCAGCUUCAACUGUUACAUCAAAACGCUCACAGCCAAAGAGCGAGAUCACCUCGACAACUGUCACUGAGAGUGUGGCCAGUAAACGCUCGAAACAAUCCGGCCCAGCGCAACUUCCACGAACUGGACUUCCGAAAUCUCGUACCUCGACUCUUCAACAAAUCCACGAGCACGAGGAACUCCAUGUGCCCAGAUCCCCGGAUGAGUUACGCGUCGAUGUCGGCCCUCCAUCGGGUCCAAUUCUUGCACAAGCGCCCGUCACCUCGCCAGCUUACAAUGAGAAAUUCCAAUCGCUUCGCGUCGUCAAAAGUGUACGCCAAUUCGUUCAGCAUCAAAAUCAGCAAACGAAUCAUCUCACGAGCACGGCUCCACCCGUUUUCUACUCACCACACGUGCACGCUGUUCAAGCGCCACCACAGCCUCCACCGCAUGCCAACGAUCCAGUGCCAGCUCCUCGUCAUACCGCCGCUCCUCCAGCUUUGCCACAAAAUGACACCUCGCGAAGGGGCAGUGUUCAAUCUCAAAUCUCUCAUGUGACGUCAAUUUCCGCGAACUCGUCCGUUUCUCAGCAAUCCGCUCGACGAGCUCAUCAUGAAAGCGUCUCUCAGCACAGCGCCAUUCGUAGCAUCACCUCUAGCCACAAGGCGGCACAGGACCACUCACACCACCAUAGCAACGCCUCGCUUCAAAAAGUGCCCGCGCUUUCCCACUCGAACUCCUAUCACAGUGUCGCGUCGCAGAAAACCGGAAGCAAGCAGCCAAGCUUGGUUGGAUCGGUGCCGAGAAGCCACAAGAGCAAUGGAUCAAUCCCGAGAAGUCACCAUGAUCAGGCUUCCUCGAAGCGUACAUCGAUCACCUCGCAAGCAACACUCACCGAUGAACGAGUCAAUCAUCAACAAGUCAAUCAUCAAGUCAAUGGACAUCACCAUGAACAGUACGACGAACCCCACUACGAUGAGGUGGAAAAUCACCACCACGAGACGCAAAUAAACCCAGCUUUUGAGGAAUUCCAUCCAACGGAAGUCAAGAUCCGUGCCGAGACGCAUUUGUUGACCGAGCUUGUGCCUGUUGCUGAACGCCGAGCCCUUUUCGAGUCAACUGAAGCGCAUCACGCUCGCAAUUUCUCGAUCAACCGCAAGAACGUCCAACACGAUCACCUCCCACCGAUGGUCAACUUGCUCGGA